CGCUGCGCAGCCAGGAAGUUCCUUCUCUUCUCCGCCCCGCCGGCCGCGGGCGAGCUGGACGUCAGCGCUGCCAGCGUGGAAACGGCGGCGGGGCGCGGGAGGCGGAAGUAGUGCCCGGGAUCGCCGGCCUCCAUCGGGCUCCACCGGCCGCCUCAGCCAUGGAUGCGCCCCUGGAGAAGAUAGCAGACCCUACACUAGCUGAAAUGGGAAAAAACUUGAAGGAGGCCAUGAAGAUGCUAGAGGACAGUCAGAGAAGAACAGAGGAGGAAAAUGGAAAGAAGCUCCUAUCAGGGGAUAUUCCAGGGCCACUGCAAGGCAGUGGACAAGACAUGGUGAGCAUCCUCCAGUUAGUUCAGAAUCUGAUGCACGGAGAUGAAGAUGAGGAGCCCCAGAGUACCCGAAUCCAGAAUAUUGGAGAACAAGGUCAUAUAGCUUUGUUGGGGCACAGUCUGGGAGCUUACAUUUCAACUCUGGACAAAGAGAAGCUGAGAAAACUUACAACUAGGAUACUUUCAGACACUACCUUAUGGCUCUGCAGAAUUUUCAGGUAUGAAAAUGGCUGUGCUUAUUUCCAUGAAGAAGAAAGAGAAGGACUUGCAAAGAUCUGUAGGCUUGCCAUUCAUUCCCGUUAUGAAGACUUUGUGGUGGAUGGGUUCAAUGUGUUAUAUAACAAGACACCUGUUAUAUAUCUAAGUGCUGCUGCUAGGCCUGGCCUGGGCCAGUACCUCUGUAAUCAGCUUGGCUUGCCCUUCCCCUGUUUGUGUCGUGUGCCCUGUAACACUGUGUUUGGAUCCCAGCAUCAGAUGGACGUUGCCUUCCUGGAGAAACUGAUUAAAGAUGACAUAGAACGAGGAAAACUGCCCCUGUUGCUUGUUGCAAAUGCUGGAACUGCAGCAGUAGGGCACACAGAUAAGAUUGGGCGUUUGAAAGAGCUCUGUGAGCAGUACGGCAUAUGGCUCCACGUGAAAGGUGUGAAUCUGGCAACAUUGGCUCUAGGUUAUGUCUCCUCAUCAGUGCUGGCUGCAACCAAAUGUGACAGCAUGACGUUGACUCCAGGCCCAUGGCUGGGUUUGCCAGCAGUUCCUGCUGUGACGCUUUAUAAGCACGACGAUCCUGCCUUGACUUUAGUUGCCGGUCUUACAUCAAAUAAGCCAACAGACAAGCUCCGUGCCCUGCCACUGUGGUUGUCUUUACAAUACUUGGGACUUGAUGGGAUAGUGGAGAGGAUUAAGCAUGCCUGUCAGCUGAGUCAGCGAUUGCAAGAAAGUUUGAAGAAAGUGAACCACAUCAAAAUCUUGGUGGAGGAUGAGCUCAGUUCGCCAGUGGUGGUGUUCAGAUUUUUCCAGGAGUUACCAGGCUCAGAUCCAGGACUUAAUGCCAUCCCAGCGCCCAACAUGGCCCCGUCAGCCGUCAGCCAGGAGAGGCACUCCUGCGAUGCACUGAACCGCUGGCUGGGAGAACAGCUGAAGCAGCUGGUGCCCGCGAGUGGCCUCACGGUCAUGGAUCUGGAGGUGGAGGGCACGUGCGUGCGGUUCAGCCCCCUGACUACUGCGGCAGUUUUAGGAACUCGGGGAGAGGAUGUGGAUCAGCUCGUAGCCUGCAUCCAGAGCAAGCUGCCAGUCCUGACCUGUACACUGCAGCUGCGAGAGGAGUUCAGGCAGGAGGUGACGGGAACAGCAGGUCUCUUAUACGUUGAUGACCCAAACUGGCCUGGAAUAGGGGUUGUCAGGUAUGAACACGCUAAUGAUGAUAAGAGCAGUUUGAAAUCGGAUCCAGAAGGGGAAAAAAUCCAUGCUGGACUCCUGAAAAAGUUAAAUGAACUGGAAUCUGACCUUACAUUUAAAAUGGGCCCUGAGUAUAAAAGCAUGAAGAGCUGUAUUUACGUUGGCAUGGCAAGUGACGACUUAGAUGUUUCUGAACUAGUGGAGACCAUUGCAGUCACAGCCCGAGAAAUCGAGGAAAACUCCAGGCUUCUGGAAAACAUGACAGAAGUGGUUCGGAAAGGAAUUCAGGAAGCUCAGGUUCAACUGCAGAAGGCAAAUGAGGAGCGACUUCUGGAAGAGGGGGUGUUACGGCAGAUUCCCGUGGUAGGAUCCGUGCUGAAUUGGUUUUCUCCAGUACAGGCUUCACAAAAGGGAAGAACUUUUAACCUAACGGCAGGCUCCCUGGAGUCCACGGAACACACAUACGUGUACAAAGUACAAGGCUCGGGAGUAACACCGCCUCAGACCCCCUCAGGCACUCGCACUAAACAGAGACUUCCAGGCCAGAAGCCUUUUAAAAGGUCCCUAAGAGGUUCAGAUGCUGUGAGCGAGACCAGCUCAGUCAGUCACAUCGAGGACUUAGAGAAGAUCGAGCACCUGUCGGGUGGGCAAGAUGCCUCGGAAGCUAACAGCCCUGAGCAGCACCCAGAGGUGCCCACCCCUCCAGAAGCCGAGCAGAUGGGGGCCCUCCAGGACAGGGCCCAGCGCCUGGAAGAUGACUGCCCACAGAUGAGGAAACCAAGGUCCACAGAUUUAAGAUUUACCCAACCUGUAAAUUCUCACCUCUAGUAUUUGCUUAUCAUCUUGCUGCAACCAGAAAUCCACAUGGGGAAAUGGCAUCCAGGAAUAUGGUCCUAUACGAAGUUGUUCUGUCUCUGCAUCGUAAAUACUAAUCAUCUAAAAAAGAACGUUUCAAGGAUAGAAUUUAAGGAAUGUUAUCAGCUUAAACCCUACCUUUAAUGCAAGCUCCAGUGUAGUCUUGAAAUUAAGGCAUUUGUCUGGGUGAUAAGCUUCUUUCAAUUUUUGUCUCAUAGUAACAGAAGCUGCUACUUACUGAAUACUUUGCACCUCUCUGGUACUACACUUUGUGGGAAGCAGACAUUACUUUGUUUAGUUCUAACAACAGUCCCGCAGGAAGAUGGCAUUUUUCCCAUUUUGGUUGGAAACCCGAGGCUCAGAGAGACGGGCCCGUUGCCCAUGGUCACACGUCCGUAAGUGUUAGGGCCAGGCCCAGACCCAGGUGUGUGUGACUGAAGUCCACACUCCUCACUGCUACAUGAAACUCUGCCUCAUUAUUCACACCCCGAGUAACCCUGAAACUUAAAAGUGCACAUGCCGUUGCCCCAUCAAAAGAAGGGAAAAACCAAUUUGUUAAAAUGUUAAUUUGCCAAAUGAUCCAUUCCCUGAAUUCUUAAAGGUGCCAAUGGUAGUUUUCAGCUUCACCAGCAAUGUUCAAUUUUGGUUACUGAGACUGAAAUAUGUCCUGAAUCUUAGCUAAAUCAAGGCUGUUAUGCUACUUGAGAGGCUGCAGAAGGAACCCUAACAAUGUCAAAGGGUUGGCAGAACAGACCACUGAAUCCAGAUAUUUCCAAUGAAAGUGGCAGCAUUUCAUAAGUGAGCAGAUUUCUUUUGGGUGCUCUGAAUGUGAUUUCUAUUUUUUUUUCACACUUUAACCAUUUUAAAAGGAUUCUUUCACCCAUUCCUCAAACAACGUGUAAGUCUUAGGUUUUUAUUUUUCUAACUUUUAAAAUGAAGGUGUUACUUAAUUAAAAAGCACCCUAAGGCAAUCA
Molecule: messenger RNA, 3553 nt
Organism: Mesoplodon densirostris (Blainville's beaked whale)
Lineage: Eukaryota; Metazoa; Chordata; Mammalia; Artiodactyla; Ziphiidae
Gene: PDXDC1
Product: pyridoxal dependent decarboxylase domain containing 1
Exons: 24
Coding region: 159-2552 (797 amino acids)
Biological process (GO): carboxylic acid metabolic process
Cellular component (GO): intracellular membrane-bounded organelle
Molecular function (GO): carbon-carbon lyase activity; pyridoxal phosphate binding
Source: RefSeq, a predicted model, not a curated record